Molecule: messenger RNA, 2844 nt
Organism: Suillus subaureus
Lineage: Eukaryota; Fungi; Basidiomycota; Agaricomycetes; Boletales; Suillaceae
Exons: 14
Coding region: 1-2844 (947 amino acids)
Source: RefSeq, a predicted model, not a curated record
AUGUGGAAAAUAUGUCUUACAAAUCCAAUGACGUGCACCAAGCAAACCUGCAAGAAGUCGACUGGAGGCACCGCCAAGCGUAUCACCAUCGACUUUGUGCCCUUACUCGACUUCUCUUCAAUCGGCAUUGAUUCUUUGAUCGAUCUCAGCUUUGAUGCUUCGAUCCGUGUGGAUCUCAACUCCGAUCUGGUGAUGGAGGAGACGGUUUUGGAUGAGGAGACUGGAGGAGACAAGGUGGAUGAGACAGAUGGGAUGGAUGAUGGGAUGGUAGCUGGUGAGGCGCAGUCAAGUCACAAUGAGCACAAGACCCUUGUGCAGAAGAAACAUGCACUGCCUACUUUGAACAACUUGCCAGUUUUGCCCACCUUCCUCCCAAUCCGUGGUGCAUUGGAAGUAUCUCUGCAAUCACAGAUUUCUUCCACGCCUGUGGUAUUAAUCCACCUCACACUCAUCAACUUUGAAACUUCCAGCGGACCUUUUGACCUCAUGUACCACUUCCUCUCCCCCUAUUUUCCAUGUGGAGGUAUUGCUUUCCACAAGCUCAUCUUUGAUGUCAGCUCCAAGUCAAAGAGUGACCAGUACCAAGUCAAGUUUUUGGGCAUCAUCCUCAUGCCAUGGCAACCGCUCAUCAGAGCUGCCAAAGACUCUUACCUAUGGUUUUUGUCUUGUGGCGCUCUAGUUAACAAUGAGGAGUCAUUUUUGUCCUUGCAAAUGGCUGUCCUUCAUCAUCACAUUACAGCUACCAUCUGCUUCAAUGCCAUCCAUUUCCAGCCAACCUUUGCGGCUCCCCUUCUUCUAUCAUUUGCAGAACUCGUCCUGACUGAGUGUCUGCCAAUUCAUGAAGUUUUUCUGGACAUGCUUAUGCAGUCCUACAAACUUGGCAGGCACACUGAUGUGUUCUUAUUGAUGACUAAUGCUGGUCAUGCCUUGGACAUCACUAGAUUCGCAUGGACCCAUUAUUCACCACAGGCUGUCAAAUGCAUGGUGAAGAAAAUUCAUAAGGCUAUACUUGAAGCCCAAAAGGAACUUGAAGACGAAGAUGUGCCCCAAUUGCCUACUUCUUUGAAAAAGGAAAUAAAACAAUACUGUUCCCAAAUCAUCACCUACAAGGAAGAGGCCAAGGUUAGAGAAGCCACAAGUCAUCCGAGAGAAGCGUCCUUCUACAAGAAAUCACUUACCAAAUGGGAUGUCACACAGAGGUUGUUCAAGGAAGAAAUAGAUAAGUUUGACAAGGCUGAGCAGAGAAGGAAAGGCGUCCAACAGUCAAUCAAGUAUCGGACAGGCCAUGCCAGGGAAUGGUUUGACAAUAUGUCACCUUCACAACAGGAGGAGGUCAAGUUGGCCAUGACAAAAUGGAAUAGGGAGGAGGCACCAGAAGAAAGUAAAGCAAUAUCUUCCUUAAGUCACAAGAAAAAAGCUAGUCAGACAUUGUCUGUCAGUCUACACGAAACUGACCCUCAAAAUGUCAAGAAGAGGUUCUCUGUCAGCUCCAAUGGGAUCAAGGAGUGGACUGCAACUGGAUUUGAAUCCUUUGCAGAAUGGUCAAAGACCGAGUUUUAUCCUUCAGAUGAUCAGGACCUCGAGGGUUCAGACAAUGAGGAUGCUGGCAAUGAAGCUGCUAUCCCUGAAAUUAUCCUAGAUGAAGAUGGAUAUGCCAAACUUCCUAGUCAUGAUGGUCUUGGCCUUAAGGGCCAACAUGAAUUGAUGAGGGGUAUAUUUCAUGCUUCAUAUAAAGUUUGCACUGGGGGCUCUAGACCUGUGCCUUGGGGUGUGAUGACUGCCGCCUCAUCCAAUUAUUUGGAACAUGGUUCUGUUCCCACUGCAUUUGUGGUCAAAGACCCUUCUCAUAUGAAGACUGAGGAGGUAAAUCGUCUAUGGAACCAUUGGGAACAAAAUUCGGCUGCAAACAAGAAGCUAGUCAUUUUUGUCAAAGCCAAGGAUGGUGAUGUUCACGCAAAUGUAAGGAAUGAAGAAAGAAAGAAGAAGUCUAAGGUGAAAAGAGUAAGCUUACUUGACUCAGAUGAAGAAGACAGAGACUGGCUUCCUUCCUUGAACAGCUCUGAUCUCACAGAACGUAGAACCCAGCCAGCCAACACAACCCCUGAUGACAUCUCAAUCACUGAUCAAUAUACAUUCCUGGAAUCUCUAAGCAAGAAUGACAACUACCUGGAGCUUAUAGAUGCCAUUAGGGAUCUGGCAAUCUUGGCCAAGCAGAAGCCAACUUCAGUGCAAAAUCCAGAUUUGCCUAUCUGGGCUAACUGGUCUUGGGGAGGAUCUUAUCUUCCUAAGGACAUGCAUGUGUCAUAUGACACUUUGAAGGUGAGCUUGGAUAAGCUGCAAGCAUGUCCAAUCUCAGGGGCAGCAUCUGCCAUGCCAGUGAUUCUAGGAAUUGGGCUCCUCUAUAGGGAGUCUAAACAUGUCAUAGAGUAUGAGGAAGAUGAGGCUGACCCCAAUAUGCCUUUCUACCUACCUUAUUCUGCUUUCGAUCUAGAAUUCUUGGUUUCUCUUGAUCAAGUUGUCUCACAGGUUAAGUGCACAGUUGUCGAGCACAUAGAGAAGCUGACAAAAGAGGCACUUGGUGAGGACAACAACAUGGAGGAUGAAGAUGAAGUUGGAAACAAGGUGACCGAGGAGGAAGUUGAUCUCACAAAAGAGAAGGAGAAGCAGCAGGAGCAGGAGCAGCAGGAGCAGGAGGAGCAGGAGAAGGAGCAGGAGCAGAAGCAGAAAGGGAGGAAGAGAAGAAUGCCCCAAGCUUCGACCAGUAAGUCUAAGAAUCCCAGGAUUGAGCCUGAAGUCUGCAGAUCAGCCAGGACAAGGCAACCUUCCAAGAGAAACCAGAACUGA